AGGCGUCGGCCCCCAUGCCCUCCCCGCGCUACCCCAGCGCGGCCGAGCUGGACGCCUACGCGCAGAAGACGGCGGGCAGCCCGCUGUCCAUCAAGAUCUUCCCCACCAACAUCCGGGUCCCGCAGCACAAGCACCUUAACCGCACCGUGAACGGCUACGACACCACGGGCCAGACGCGCUACAGCCCCUACCCGCACCUGCACACCGGCGGCUACCACGGCCUGCUGGCCAUCGUCAAGGUCUCCUCGUCGUCGUCAUCAUCAUCAUUGUCAUCAGGAUCUUCGCUGACAUCUUCGUCCUCAUCAUCGUCAUCGACGGCUUACGGUCAUGGUCUGUCGAAAGGUGUGGUGAAGAAUGUGGAGGGCCGUCGGACUAAGCUGUCGCCUCCGCAGCUGGCUGUGGCCCCUUACCCGCCACCCAUGGCAGGCGGAGGUGGAGGUGGUGGUGGCAGCACUUUAGCCCACGCCCACAGGCACAUGCUCUGCCACGCGGUGCCACCCAAGCCGCCCGAGGGCUCCACGGCGUCCACAGCGAUCAUCUCCGCACCCCCCAACGUGACAGUGGCCGGUUCGGUGAUACCCACCACCAGCAAUGGAGGAAGAGGAGGAGCCAACGGAGCACUAGCAGGAGAGAGAGGAGGAGGAGGAGGAGAGGGUGGAGGUGGUGGUGGUGGAGGAGGAGGACUAGGGCUGGCCCUGCCUCCCCAGUCCAACCUGCCCUCCAUCCAGAGCAUCAUCUACCAGAUCAACCAGCACUGCCAGGCCCAGGCGCUGCAACAGCAGGUGGGCCAAGGAGCCGGAACUGGAGCCGGACCCCCUCCCACCAUGACCACCACUAACGGCUCUGGUACCGGUGCCUCCAGCAGCAACAGCGGCAGCCCAUCCAAGGCUGUGGUGGUCGGAGGGCUGCCUUCAUCCUCCUCGGGCUCUUCGGGGGCUGUCUACCCAGCAGGGGUUCUGGGUCAGGGUGGUGGCCUGCUGUACGGCCCUGCCGGUGGUGGUGGUGGGGUUGGGUCUGCAGGAGGAGGCCUGGGCAGCGAGGGGUUAAAGACAGUGGUGUACGCGGACAGUAUGGAUUACCUGCUCUGGCAACAGAAGCACCAACAGCACCAACAACAGCAGCAUCAGCACCAUCAACAGCAGCAGCAGCAGCAGCAGCAGCAGCAUCAUCAGGCAGUAUUACGGAUGUAUAGCGCCGGCAGUGGAGGAGGUGGCGCUGUGAGCAAGUCGCCUGAGACCUGUCUGCCUGGUGGGGGUGGAGGAGUCAUGCUAGUAGGAGGAGGUGGUGGAGGAGGCGGUGGUUCCUCGUCCUCCUCGUGCUCCUCCAGGCCGUACCCGCUCACAGCGAGCGGAGGAGGCGCGGUGGUGACCGGAGGAGGAGGAGGUGGUGGCAACAGCAGCAGCAGUGGCCUGGACAAGGUCAGCUCCUCACCGCUCAACUGCGUGGGCAUGCACGGCAACUUCUCGGUGGGCCAGUACUUCGCGCCGCCCUGGAACAGUGUCCUGGUCACGCCCGACAGCGACUGCUGCUACAACCCCCAGGAGCUGCCACCCGGCGCCGCCACCACCACCGCCACCAACAUCUCCGCAAGCGGCCUGGCCUCGUCUUCCGCCGGGCCCCUCACAGGAUUCUCCACCUCCCACCACCACCACCACCAUCCGACAUCCCACCUGCACCCACACCACCCCAACAACAACCACCACCAUCAUCUCCACCCCCACCACAACCAUCAUCACCCGCAUCACCACCACCAUCACCACCACCUCCACCCCCAUCACCAUCACCACCUGGGACUGGACAGUGCCGGUACCCUUGCCGGUGCCUGCGGCAGUGCCGGGGCCCUGUGCUGCGGCGCUGGGUCUCUGGCCAGCAAGGCGAGCCUGGGCCUGGGCCUGGCCAACACCUCGGUGCUGAGCAGCAGCCUGCAGUCACUGGAGUACCUGAUCAACGACAUCCACCCGCCCUGCAUCAAGGAGCAGAUGCUGGGCAAAGGCUAUGAGACCGUGGCCGUGCCCCGGCUGCUGGACCACCAGCACGCGCACAUACGCCUCCCCGUUUACAGAUAAGAGAGAGCUGCCAACGGACAACGGACUGUACAUUGUGUGGACAAGAGUACGACUGUUUUUGACAAAUGUUGGAAGCCAUUUUCAACUGUUGUUUUUUUGUGACCAGAAGACCUACCAACCAUAUUUCCUGGUUGGAAUUGUCAGUCUGAAACCCCGACUCGCUAUCAGAGUGGGACUUUUCUGCAUUUGGGCAAUUCCAAACAGAAAAGGGUUGUUGUUUGUUUUGGUUGCAAAUUGACGGUUGGAAAAUGCUUCAAAUCCAUUAAACUGAAGACUGGAACCUUCAGUAGAAUGAAGCUCUAGUAGCUGCAGCAACAGGUGGACCAC
This is a messenger RNA of Engraulis encrasicolus (European anchovy), 2393 nucleotides long. RefSeq names its product family with sequence similarity 222 member Aa (gene fam222aa). NCBI's taxonomy places the organism in Eukaryota, Metazoa, Chordata, Actinopteri, Clupeiformes, Engraulidae. The transcript has a single exon. The coding region runs from base 15 to 2066 and encodes 683 amino acids. The record is from RefSeq and is a predicted model, not a curated record.